AUGAAGCUCAUUACCGCCCUCGGCGCCCUGUGCCUUUUCGUCUCCCUCUCUGUGGCCGACGUCGAAAACUGGUCAAUCUGCCCAGACGGAUCCAACCUGUGCGAUGCAUUCUUUGGAGCGUUCUGUUAUGCCAAAAAGGACACCUGCUGUCAAGAUGGAAGCGGGAUUUGUCCAGCCGGUUACAACUGCGGCACAGGAGUUGCUGCCAAUCGCUGCUGUCCUCCAGGGAUAACGAUGCAACAAUGUGCCCAAGUGGAUGUGAUUGGGAGGGCGAGCACCGUGGCCGCCGACACCACGACGAGAAACCCAAAGUCUACAAAAACCACGACCAAAAAGCCGAGCAAGACCUCGUCCAAGCCCAAAUCGACGAAGGCGACCAAAAUCACUUCAAAGGCAAAGAAACCCAGCCAGACACCGUUUGACCCUCUGGCAGUCCUCAUCAUUUGA
Cladophialophora immunda is the source of this 447-nucleotide messenger RNA. RefSeq lists its product as uncharacterized. The record is from RefSeq and is a predicted model, not a curated record. Bases 1 to 447 code for a protein of 148 amino acids. The transcript has 3 exons. NCBI's taxonomy places the organism in Eukaryota, Fungi, Ascomycota, Eurotiomycetes, Chaetothyriales, Herpotrichiellaceae.